Messenger RNA from Plenodomus lingam JN3, 1893 nucleotides. Lineage: Eukaryota; Fungi; Ascomycota; Dothideomycetes; Pleosporales; Leptosphaeriaceae. The record is from RefSeq and is a predicted model, not a curated record.
AUGGCUGUCGCCGAUGAAAACGAAAAGAGUGCAGACGUCAGUCCUCCUGUUCCACUGUCGAGUCAACACCAUGACCCCGAGGCAGACGCAGGCGCGAGUUCGCUCUCGCUGGGCAAAGACGUUGCGAUUGGCCUGGUGGGUGAAUGUGCGCGGGAGAUUGAUCCAGACGUGGAAGCACGCGUGCUGAGGAAGAUUGAUUGGUUUUUAAUUCCGGCGAUGAUUGUUGGAUAUGGACUGGUAUACUACGACAAGGCGAUUCUCGGCUCAGCCGUCCUUUUCGGCAUGACGAGGGACUUGCAUCUCAGCGUUGUGAAUACGGCGACUACGCCGCCUACGACGAAUACCUCGAGGCUCAGCUGGGCGACGUCCAUGUUCUACUUUGGUAUGCUGGCUGGCUUGUAUCCCAUGACGUUUGCGCUGCAGAGAUUCAAUCUCGGGCGGAUCCUAGGCGGUGUCGUUGUCGUGUGGGCGCUGGUCUGCAUGUUGACGGCGGCGGUGACUUCCUACCAUGGCUUGUACGCCCAGCGCUUCUUCCUGGGCUUUGUGGAGAGCAUUGUUCCCACGGGCUUCAUGUGCAUCAUCUCUGGGUACUAUACGCAAGAGGAGCAAGCGCUCCGGCAGUCGUGGUGGUUUUCGUCCACUGGCCUGUUCACCAUUGUCGGUGGCGCGCUGAACUAUGGCUUUGCGCAGAUUACUGGCGGGAGUCUGAAGAGGUGGCAGUACAUUUACCUUCUUGCGGGAUGUCUGACCUUCUUGUUUGGCGUCUGGUGCUUCUUCAUUCCAAACUCGCCUGUCUCGGCCUGGUUCUUGACGCCCGCUGAACGUAUUGUUGCGGUCGAACGACUUCGAAGGGGUCAGACGGGUGUGCGGUGCCAGCAAAUCAAGAUGUCUCAGCUCAAAGAAGCCUUGCUUGAUCUCAAGGUUUGGCUAGUCUUCAUCCUGAUGGCGUCUGCGUAUACCGUCAACGGCGCGGUCUCGGGCUUUGGCCCACUCAUUGUAAGCACCUUUGGAUGGUCGACCCUCGAGUCAAUCCUGUGGCAGUUUCCUCUGGGCGGCUUGUGUCUCAUCACCAUUCUUCUUUGCGGCUAUCUUUCUUCUCGAAUCGCUAACAUUCGCCUCAUUUUGCUUGUCGUAAACUGUCUCCCUGUGAUAGCCGGCUGUGCGAUGAUCUGGAAGUCCCAGUGGACCUAUCAUGCCGCCACGCCUGUGGCGGGAUACUCGAUCAUUGGCACAUUUGGAGCAGUCGUCAGCCAGACCAUUGUCAUCGGGAUGAGCAAUGUUGCGGGAGCUACGAAGAAGAGUGCAAUGGCUGCUGCUAUUUUCGUAGCCUACUGCGUGGGGAAUAUUGUGGGACCACAGCUCAUCAAGAGUCAACAGAAGGCAGAUCACUAUCCUCAACUGUGGACAGGGCUGAUCAUUUGUUAUUGCAUCACCAUCGCCGCAGCAGUGGCAUUGUACGUUCUUCUCGCGAGCGAAAACCGGAAAAGAAAGGGCUUGGUGGUGAAUCAGAAGGAAAGAGACAGGCUGGCAUUCAUGGAUUUGACGGACAAGGAGGUAUGUGUUGUAGCCAAGACCAGUGCAUAUCAUCUCGUCACCUGGACGGAGAGUCGGAUAGCGGUCAGCCGGACACAAGAGCGUCUACAACGUUACACUUUGAGACAUCUGCCUGUUUCAGUCGUAAUCUACAGAGCGCCUGCCAGAUCCCAAUGCCGAGCUUCGAUGCGAUACUCGAUUCAACUCAGAUCCCCCAGCCACGUUUCCAUGCUGCCCCCAUUCAUGUACUGUUAUGUACAAGAUGAGGGCGGAGUGGAUGAAUCUUCAUACAACAUUGCACCAAGUUGCACCGAUACCGCACGCCCAGACUCAGAAACGAUGAUUGAGAUUGAAGACUGA